Molecule: messenger RNA, 948 nt
Organism: Petromyzon marinus (sea lamprey)
Lineage: Eukaryota; Metazoa; Chordata; Hyperoartia; Petromyzontiformes; Petromyzontidae
Source: RefSeq, a predicted model, not a curated record
AUGGAGAAAGUGCAGGGGGAGACGGUGGUGCUGGGCUGCACCUGGACGGGCGACCCCACGGACACCGAGGUCCUGGACGUGGAGUGGUUCCUGCAGAUGCCCACUACGAACAUCUACGUUGCCACGUUCGCCGGGGGCGAGGGGCACAUCUACCCGGACUUCGCGUCCCGCGUGCGAUUCGCCCGCAACGCGACGCGGAGGGACGCGUCGCUGCAGAUCGCCGGGCUGCGGGCGAGCGACGCCGGCGUCUACACGUGCAAGGUGAAGUUCGGCACUUUCAUCAAGCUGGAGACCAUCAGGCUCACCGUGCUGGUGAAGCCGUCCCAGCCCAGCUGCGUGGUGAACGGUUCGCUGCAGCAGGGCGAGGAGCUGUCGCUGCAGUGCCUGUCCACGGAGGGGACGUCGCCCAUCAGAUAUCGGUGGAGCAAGGCCGGCGGGGAGGAGGGUCCCUCACCGUCCGUGCUGGGAGGAACGCUGCGCAUCAGCAACGCGAGCGAGAGCCACGCGGAGACCUAUCGGUGCAACGCCAGCAACCGCGUGGGCUGGCGGUCGUGCGUCGUGACCCUCUCGCUCGUGAGCCCGAGCGCUAACGCCGGCGUCGUGACGGGCGCCGUGAUGGGCGUGCUCCUCCUCCUCGUCGUCGUCGCCGCCAUCGGCUUCCUCGUCCUGUACCCGCUGCUCAAGCGCAAGGCGGCGUGGGACCGAGACUACCGCCACAACGACAUCCGGAUUGACGACUGCCCCCCCGUGUCGAUGUGCCGCCCGCCCACGCCCGCGACCCGCGACCCGCCCGGCACCGGCACCUCCGUCGGCCUCCCGGCACCGGCGCCCCCCGACGGCCUCCCGGCGCUCCGCCGGGCCCUGGGCGGGUCGCCCCACGGGCGAGCGGAGGGCCGCGCGGGGGCCGGGGCCUCCUCCGGCGCGAGGGGGGGGGAGAGCGGCCCGUGA